This is a messenger RNA of Arabidopsis thaliana (thale cress), 1297 nucleotides long. It is a transcript of the gene ADF4, whose product is annotated as actin depolymerizing factor 4. Gene Ontology annotation, biological process: actin filament organization; actin filament depolymerization. The coding region runs from base 583 to 981 and encodes 132 amino acids. Gene Ontology annotation, cellular component: actin cytoskeleton; cytoskeleton. The transcript has 2 exons. The record is from RefSeq and is marked reviewed. NCBI's taxonomy places the organism in Eukaryota, Viridiplantae, Streptophyta, Magnoliopsida, Brassicales, Brassicaceae. Gene Ontology annotation, molecular function: actin binding.
GACACCGUUUUGAUUCAGCCAUGGUGAUACUACAUUUUCACUUCUUCUUGUUCUCUUUUUGUUUAUUUCAGUUCUUCAAUUUUUAGGCUCGAUUCUCGAUUUUUGCUUUCGUCUCGGAUUUUGAAUAACGAUUUUGGCUCACUAGAUCUGGUAUAUGGAUUUGUUUUCUCCGAUUUAGAUCUUUGAGAUUUUGUGUUGAUGUGAUCAGAGUUAGUGAUCCACUUGUGCUUCGUAAGUUAGAAUCGAAAUCAUGAAGGAAUCUGCUAAUUUUGUGUGUGUGCUUUCGAAGUUUCAUUAACUAUUGAACGUUUCUACGACCUUAUUCGAUUGUUUGAUCCAUCAGGCUUGUUGUGUGUUGAAGUUGCAAUUGAAGUCUAAAUCGUUGCUAGAGAUGUAUUAACGAGUUUAUGUGUGAGCUAUUCUAGUUUUAGAGGUUUCAGGAAAUUUCUAAGAUUCCUAAAUAAGAGAUUCUUGGCUUUUAGUAUUGUGUGGAUUCAAUUAUAGGCUAGCUUUGUGGGAUCUGGGAUGUGAAUCUUAGUGCUUCUGUUGUUUUAUUGAAAUCAGGCUAAUGCUGCGUCAGGAAUGGCAGUCCAUGAUGACUGCAAGCUAAGAUUUCUGGAACUGAAGGCGAAAAGGACACACCGUUUCAUUGUCUACAAGAUUGAGGAGAAGCAGAAGCAAGUGAUUGUUGAGAAAGUUGGUGAACCUAUUCUAACUUACGAGGACUUUGCAGCAAGUCUUCCAGCUGACGAAUGCCGAUACGCCAUUUAUGAUUUCGACUUUGUCACUGCAGAGAAUUGCCAGAAGAGCAAGAUUUUCUUCAUUGCAUGGUGUCCCGACGUAGCAAAGGUGAGAAGCAAGAUGAUCUAUGCGAGCUCUAAGGACAGGUUCAAGCGUGAACUUGAUGGAAUUCAAGUGGAGCUUCAAGCAACUGAUCCAACUGAGAUGGAUCUUGAUGUUUUGAAAAGCCGCGUCAACUAAAAGAAACUCUCUUUGAAUAAGCUUCCGAUUAUAUUCGACUAUUAUGAAAUGGUGUUUUCUAUUCUCUUACAGUCUCUUGUGACUGUUAGAUACACUUGACACCCUUCAUUCUAUCUGUCUGGUCUGUUCUCUGUGUCUAUGUUACCUUACAGUGUCUCAUCUAUAUUCAAAAUUAUCACAAGGUUUGUGCUGUGUUUGCUUCCUUUGUUUCAACUCUACCAAAGCUUAAGAUUAAGAUUUGGGUAAGAUGAUUCUUUUAAGCUUCCCUUUGUUCUCUUUGUUACAGAGGGUAUAAAAAAUGCAAAAACUAUUCACC